AUGACAGAGAUACAGUCGCAUCACUCGCCUGCGCAACAACCCUCAUCCAAUAUCUCCUACCUAUCUGUCCAUGAAGUUUUCAAAUCCAACUCAAUCGCCGAUAUCCGGUCGCUCGAAAUACAGCUCCGCGACCAAGCCGCCCAGCGCCGCACAGAUCUGCAAGUCCUCGUGGGCGAAUCGUAUCGAGACCUGUUGACGACUGCCGAUACACUUGUCAGAAUGCGCGAUGAAACCUUGACGUUACGCGCAGAGUUGGCGACAUUAACAGGACGGUGUGAUGAAGAGGGCUUGAGACGCGUGAUUGCCAAUGGAACGCGAUUAUUCGUGCCACAAGCGCAGCGAAGACAGCAGGUCCUCAUUUCGUUUCUGAGAGAUGUACGUGGCUUAAUCUUGUCACUUGCGAGUCAAGGUGAUGUCUUGACGGCAUGUCAGGUAUGGGUCUUGGCAGAAGCAUGCAGCAAGACAAUGCCUAUGCCGCUACACUUGAAGCAGUCGUUGAUCUCUGCUAAACGUCUUUUGAUGAAAUUUAUCGAUCAUGUCGACGAUGUGGCCGUCUUUGCAACAGCUCACUGUCAACUCCACUCAUCAACGCUCGCAGAGUGUCUCAGGCAAUGGCUCACGCUACAGCCUGCGAGAUGGCGAGGCUGUCUUACGCUAAACAGUCUCGCAAAGGCGAUUAUCACUACAACUGAGCAAUUGCGACACUUUGCGCGUCUGGCGGAUCCAUUCGAAGAUGCAAGCAAGCAGAUCCUUGCAAAUACUGUGGCCAAGUUGCCUGAACUUGAUGGGCCUUUGAUCAAAGCUUGUCUUCCAUCUGAUUUGGCAAAGCAACGUGUUGGUCUGCCACCGGCCAACCUCAGCCAUUCCGAGAUCCAAGCUAGUUUUGAAACCUGGCUCAAGGCAGAAACCGCAGCGAUCCAAUGCAUCAUUCAAGAAUGUCUACUAGCACAAGACGAUUCAAUGGAGGACGUCCUGCUGGCUGCAAAACAAGUGCGAGGCUUUCUAGACGAAGCGAGCCAAGAUGCCUUGUAUAUCCAACUCUUCUCGCCAGCCGUGGACCAUUUUAUCGCCACAGUUCUCGAUCGAUCUCUGGUUGGAUUUGCGCAAGUACGCGAGACGCUCACUGCACUGGUGUCUUCUGUACCGCAGGAUACACAGCAGAUGUCAUUGUUGAGUGCUUCUGUGCCCUGGCAACAACGCGAGUUACAUUCAUUUGUGACGACCACGCGUCGCAUUGUCCGCGGUGAUCUUGUCACAGAACCUUUUGCGGCGUUUGACAAGAGCUACAGAGAUGUCAGCCGGGCUGUUGCAGCACAUCUGACGAGUCUCUCAACCAACAAGACCUUCCAGCAAGGUGGCUAUAAAGAUGCGUAUAGCAGCAGAGUGGAAGCUGCUCUGGUGGAUUUGCUUCAAUUGCUUCAGGAGCUUAGUCUGACGGUUCAACACAACAAGCCUGCACUCAUCCAGAUUUCUCGUGUCUUGGCGUACAUUUGCAAAACGGCCCCCAUUCCUUUGGACGGCCAAGCAGCGCAAGUAACCAUUGCAGAGAAACUUGUGACAUUCUUGCCAGAAUCGCUACCCCUCGUGCUGGCCAAAGAACUCGUCGCCCCAGAUGAAGCUGGCUUACCGAGCUUGCCAAGUCCAGCGUGUUCAGCAUCACUUGUGGCGUGUUGUCGGCUUUUGGAGUCGUGGGGCGUCGAUGUCGUUGGUCCUGGGUUACGCGCUGAAGUGCGACAACGCAUUACAGUCUCUAUUGAAGAAGCACUUGAGCGUGAACAGCUUGUGGCUGUGGAUGAGACGGACGAAGCAAGUGUCUUGCCUCAACACAGACCUUCUGCACCGCCAACACCACUCCUGGCACCCAUUCAGCCAGGUGAACCACUUACAUCACAAGCUGCAUUUGAUGCGCUUUUCGUGUCUGCUUUACUCUCCCUCAACCUCGAGGCACGCGUCGCACGCGCAGCGCAAGCGAAUGGAGUCGAUACGAAACAAAUGGAGAGUGCAGUGACGAGUGCAGUGACGAAAUCACGAUUAUUCUACAAGACGCUCAUCGCUUGA
Messenger RNA from Protomyces lactucae-debilis, 2058 nucleotides. RefSeq lists its product as uncharacterized. Gene Ontology annotation, cellular component: COG complex; Golgi apparatus. NCBI's taxonomy places the organism in Eukaryota, Fungi, Ascomycota, Taphrinomycetes, Taphrinales, Protomycetaceae. The record is from RefSeq and is a predicted model, not a curated record. The transcript has a single exon. Bases 1 to 2058 code for a protein of 685 amino acids. Gene Ontology annotation, biological process: intra-Golgi vesicle-mediated transport.